AUCUAAACCUCUUAAGUAGGUUGUAGAUAGAUAUUACCAAAAAGAAAAAAGGUUGUAGAUAGAUAGAAGAGGAGGGAGGGUUUUGAAAGAGAGAGAGAAUGGCUUCUUUGUCAAUGGGAAGUUGGGUCUGUUCAGGAAUAGGAAACCACGGGCCACCCGCUUCGCUUUCUCUACUUACUGGUUCUUCAAGAAUGACAACUUCUGUGUCUUUGAAAAUGGCUGCUAAUGCCUCAACUCGUUCUGGGUUGCUUCACUGCUCUUUUGUUCCUUCCUCUGCACUCUCUACCUUAUCUUUUUCAACAUCCUUUUCUGGUUUAUCACUUGGCUUUGGCUUCAAUUCCAACAUUGGAGUGAGCACCACUAAAAGGCAUGGCCUGGUGGUGAGGGCAAAGAAGUAUGCUCUUUGUCAGACUAAGAGGAAUAGGUCAAGGAAGUCGUUGGCUCGAACACAUGGCUUUCGCAAGCGUAUGAGCACCACCAGUGGCAGAGCAACUAUUCAGCGGAGACGUGGGAAGGGCCGAUGGGAUCUCUGCCCAAAGUCUUCACCUAGAACUGGAAAACGAGCUUAAUGUUUAUUGUUUUCUUGUACUGAUUUUCAUUGGUAGUAUGUUUUCUUUUUCAGAAUUUUCUUGUAACAGGGCAGCUGUAAUUUUCAUCUGUUUUAUUUUAAAGAACUAACUCACUAGUUUCCAUA
Messenger RNA from Solanum dulcamara, 694 nucleotides. RefSeq names its product 50S ribosomal protein L34, chloroplastic. Gene Ontology annotation, molecular function: structural constituent of ribosome. Bases 99 to 569 code for a protein of 156 amino acids. The record is from RefSeq and is a predicted model, not a curated record. NCBI's taxonomy places the organism in Eukaryota, Viridiplantae, Streptophyta, Magnoliopsida, Solanales, Solanaceae. Gene Ontology annotation, cellular component: mitochondrial large ribosomal subunit; ribosome. Gene Ontology annotation, biological process: translation. The transcript has 2 exons.